UAUAAAACUAUUUUGUAACGAAGUAAUACAGUAAAACAAUUGUAGCGAGAUAAUUAACUACCUACAUAACAAUGUCUACAGAAAGCAAUCUUCCUGUUAUUGAAGAUGUUGACGAGAAAAUUCUAGAAGAAAUCCUCAGUUGCACGCAAAAAACGCAAGGCUUCGUAUACGUGGGCCCGAAGCGCUACUUCUUCCCUGACUCGUACAAAACGUUCGGGCCACAGAUCUACAACUUCGCAGUGCGACCGGAUGACGUGUUUCUCUUAGCUCAUCCGAGAACAGGGUCUACGUGGACUCAAGAGAUGCUAUGGCUUCUAAAUAAUAACCUAGACUAUAAAAAAGCUAAAUCGGUGGACAUGGACACACGCUUCCCGCUAAUAGAUUACUGUUUGAUGUUAACACCGGAGUCAGAGAAAACUAUACUUGAUAAAAUAGAUGAUGUGGAUAAAAGGGAAUUUCUGAAAAGCGUAUUGGAACCCGGGGUCAAUAAACUGCGGGACGCACCCUCGCCACGUUUCAUAAAAUGUCACCUGCCAUUAUCUCUGCUACCACCAAAUCUUCUCGAUACAACGAAGGUGGUAUAUUUAAUUAGAGACCCUAGAGAUGUAAUGGUGUCAUACUACAAUAUAUUAAAACUUAAGUUUUUGAAGCCUGGUGUUGAAUUCAGCGUGUUUUGGAGCUUACUCCGCCGUGGACUUGUUCCAUGGUCACCAAUAUUCGCACAUUUGAAGGAAGCCUGGGAGAAACGACACCAUCCAAACAUGCUGUUCAUAUUUUACGAAGAUUUAUCUAAAGACCUCGCUGGUUGUUUAAAACGUAUGGCGAAAUUCUACGGCAAGUCAUAUUCUGAGGAGCAAAUCGAGGAACUUUGCGAGCAUUUGAAAUUUGAGAAUUUCAAAAAGAACGACGCCGUGAAUCAAACUAAAGUACUAGAAGACUUGGGUGUCAUAGAUGGAGAGACCGCCUUUAUUAGAAAAGGUAAGGUUGGAGGCUGGCGCGAUUACUUCCAAGGGGAGAUGGAAACAGAAGUCGAAAACUGGAUGAAGGAAAACUUGGCGGAUACAGAUUUUAAGUUCCCCACAUUCGACCCCGAUAUUGAAUAAUAAUGUUAAUUUUAUCACUGUCAAAUGAAUUUAUUGUUGGUGUGCCAAAUUAAAAUGAAUAAAAAA
Messenger RNA from Colias croceus (clouded yellow), 1169 nucleotides. Its product is annotated as sulfotransferase 1E1-like. The transcript has 8 exons. Gene Ontology annotation, biological process: sulfation. NCBI's taxonomy places the organism in Eukaryota, Metazoa, Arthropoda, Insecta, Lepidoptera, Pieridae. Gene Ontology annotation, cellular component: cytoplasm. The record is from RefSeq and is a predicted model, not a curated record. The coding region runs from base 72 to 1103 and encodes 343 amino acids. Gene Ontology annotation, molecular function: sulfotransferase activity.